AUGGCGGCGGCGGCGCCCUGCCGAGGCGCCUGAGCGGGUCGGGAGCGUCGCGUGACACUCCAGUCAUGGCGGCCCCGGGACAGGCCGUGGGCAGCGGGGCUCAGGAGACAUGCAGUCUGGAUCGGAUUUUGGAGGCACUGAAGCUGCUGCUGAGCCCGGGAGGAUCAGGCUCAAGUUCACUACAGGUCACAAAACACGAUGUCUUGUUGGCUACUUUAAAAUCUAACCUGUCUGCUUUGGAGGACAAGUUUCUGAAGGAUCCUCAGUGGAAGAAUCUGAAACUCCUAAGAGAUGAAAUUGCUGGUAAGGCAGAAUGGCCACAAAACUCUGUGGAUGUCACUUGGAGUUUUACCUCUCAAACCUUGUUGUUGCUUUUGUGCUUGAAGGAAACCAUGCUCCUCCUUGCAGCUAAUUUCAAUCCAGGUAAACCCAACCCUAGGACUCCGGAAGUUGCUCCUGCCCUGAGUCCCGAUGCACUUAGUAUCUCACAGCAGAAGACUGUCCAGUUCGUUUUGCAGUUUGUAGUCACCUUGGGUAUUUGCCCCUAUCUCAUGCCUGGUGUUGGAGUCCCUUUGAGGUAUAGAACUGAGUUUGGUGCCGUCAUUCAAGACGUGGUGAGUCUCGAUGCUGCCCCUGAUGCAACUCGAAGACUGUACACCAGCUGCAGGGCCCUUCUAAACAUUGCUCAGCACACGUCUCUGGGAAGCUUGAUAUUCUGCCACCAUUUUGGGGAUAUUACAGCAGGCCUGUGCCAACUGGGAUUCUGCCCAACCAAAAGAAAACUGCUAACACCUGCAGAAGAGGUUCUAACUGAAGAGGAAAGAGCCCUAUGCAGGGGGGCCUUGCGAGACAUGUUGGAUCAAGUCUAUCAGCCCUUAGCAGUCCGGGAACUGCUUAUCCUCCAGGGAGGACCACCCCAGUCCUGCACAGAUGUGAAGACACAGCUGAGGUGUCGGGCCCCAGCUUGGCUUCGGCGUCUAUGUGGACAGCUGCUCUCUGAAAGGUUAAUGAGGCCUAAUGGUGUUCAGGCAGUAGUCCGGGGCAUUUUGGAAGGAGCAGGUGCAGGGGCAGCUGGUGGAAGUGAUGCUGAGGCGACGGCUGCUGACUGGAAGAAGUGUGACCUGAUCGCAAAGAUUUUGGCCUCUUGUCCCCAGCAGUCUCUUUCACCAGAGAGUUACUACAGGGACAUCUGCCCCCAGGUUCUGGAUUUAUUUCACUUUCAGGAUAAAUUGACAGCACGACAAUUUCAGAGAGUUGCCACCACUACCUUUAUAACUUUGUCAAGAGAACGCCCACAAUUGGCAGCAAAGUAUUUGCUCCAGCCAGUGUUAGCUCCUCUUCAUCGAUGUUUGAGUACAGCAGAGAUUCCAGAGAGUGACAUGAUACCAGGAACUAUUUUGGUGACAGAAGAAGAACUUAGUAGAUGCAUUGAGGAUGUGUUUAAGGUGUACGUGGUUGGGAAUGAACCUUUAACAGUUUUGAUGGAUUCUCUGCUUCCUGUCCUGGGAGUGCUUUUUCUUCUCUACUGUUUUACUAAGCAGAGUGUAUCUCACAUAAGGUCACUUUGCCAAGAAAUCUUAUUAUGGAUUCUGGGGAAGCUAGAAAGGAAGAAGGCAAUUGCCAGCCUGAAAGGAUUUGCAGGGUUGGACAAAGCUGUGCCCUCUCUCCAUUCUCUGUGUCAGUUUAGAGCUGCCACUCAAGGUGGCAUUAUGAUUACCAUCAAAGAGGCCAUUAGUGAUGAAGAUGAAGAUGAAGCCCUGUACCAGAAGGUAUCCUCAGAGCAGGGCCGGGUGGAGCAUCUCGGGGACUUGCUGUCUCACUGCCAGGAAUGCGGUUUGGCAGGAGACUUCUUCAUCUUCUGUUUGAAAGAGUUGACUCACGUGGCCACAGAAAAUGAAACAGAGUUAAAAACUGAGCCCUUCUCCAGCAAGAGCCUCUUGGAAUUAGAGCAAUAUCAGACUCUUCUUAUGGAAGGCCAAGAGCAGAAGCUGCUUGUCCUGCAGCUGAUGGCUGUUCUGUGCGAGAGAAUGUCUGAGCAGAUAUUCACAAACAUCACUCAGGUGGUGGACUUUGUAGCAGCAACAUUGCAGAGAGCUUGUGCAAGCUUGGCCCAUCAGGCAGAGAGCACCGUGGAAUCACAGACGCUGAGCAUGUCUAUGGGGCUGGUGGCUGUCAUGCUAGGAGGAGCUGUUCAGUUGAAGUCAAGUGAUUUUGCUGUUCUGAAGCAGUUGCUGCCUCUGUUGGAGAAGAUAUCCAACACAUACCCUGAUCCUGUCAUCCAAGAACUCGCUGUUGAUCUCCGCAUCACCAUCUCUACCCAUGGAGCCUUUGCCACUGAGGCCAUCAGCACGGCUGCCCAAAGUACACUGAACAGAAAAGAUCUGGAAGGAAAAAUAGAAGAGCAGCAACAAACCAGUCGUGAAAGACCCACUGAUGUAGCUCAUAGCCACCUUGAACAACAGCAGAGCCAUGAGAUAGCCCCCCAGACAGGCCUGCAGUCAAAUGCUCCAAUCAUUCCUCAGGGAGUCAAUGAGCCCAGCACUACUACAAGCCAGAAAUCUGGAAGCAUAACCACAGAACAGCUCCAAGAGGUUCUUUUAUCAACUUAUGACCCUCAAAUUCCAACACGGGCUGCUGCCCUGCGUACUCUUUCCCGCUGGAUAGAGCAGAGAGAAGCAAAAGCCCUUGAGAUGCAAGAGAAGCUUCUCAAGAUAUUCUUGGAAAACAUGGAACAUGAAGACACUUUUGUAUAUCUAUCUGCAAUUCAGGGGGUUGCCCUGCUCUCAGAUGUCUAUCCUGAGAAAAUCUUGCCAGACCUGUUGGCUCAAUAUGACAGCAGCAAAGACAAGCACACACCAGAGACCAGAAUGAAAGUCGGGGAAGUCCUGAUGCGAAUCGUCAGGGCGUUAGGAGACAUGGUCUCAAAGUACCGAGAACCUUUGAUCCACACCUUCCUGAGGGGAGUGAGAGAUCCCGACGGUGCUCACAGGGCCAGCAGCUUGGCCAACCUUGGGGAGCUGUGCCAAAGGCUGGACUUUCUGCUGGGCUCCAUCGUCCAUGAGGUAACAGCUUGCCUGAUUGCUGUGGCCAAAACAGACAGUGAAGUUCAAGUACGCAGAGCUGCCAUACAUGUGGUUGUGCUGCUGCUUCGGGGACUCAGCCAGAAAGCUACUGAGGUGCUGAGCGCCGUCCUCAAGGAUCUCUACCACCUGCUGAAGCACGUGGUGCGUCUGGAGCCCGAUGACGUGGCCAAGCUCCAUGCCCAGUUGGCCCUAGAAGAGCUGGAUGACAUCAUGAAAAACUUCCUGUUCCCUCCACAGAAGCUGGAGAAGAAGAUUGUGGUCCUGCCAUAGACCUGGCUCCAAGGACAUGGAGGAGGCAGGCAGGGCCAGGCACCCAGAGCCAUGCCCAGGUCUUCCGGCAGGUGUCCCUGCUGCCUCUUGAAUGCUGGCAGCAUGCUGACCCUUGGGGUUGCUUUAUGGUGCUGGUCACUUGGGUCUUCAUGGUCCCUUCCUAAGGCAUCUGUUUAGCACUCCCUCAUUCAGCCUGAAGGGUGUGCAGUUAAGAGAAAACAAUUAGUCGGGCGCAGUGGCUCACGCCUAUAAUCCCAGCACUUUGGGAGGCUGAGGCGGGUGGAUCAUGAGGUCAGGAGAUCAAGACCAUCCUGGCUAACACAAUGAAACCCUGUCUCUACU
This is a messenger RNA of Piliocolobus tephrosceles (Ugandan red Colobus), 3695 nucleotides long. It is a transcript of the gene TANGO6, whose product is annotated as transport and golgi organization 6 homolog. Bases 66 to 3353 code for a protein of 1095 amino acids. The transcript is spliced from 18 exons. Gene Ontology annotation, biological process: protein secretion. Lineage: Eukaryota; Metazoa; Chordata; Mammalia; Primates; Cercopithecidae. The record is from RefSeq and is a predicted model, not a curated record.